CUUUAUUCUCCAUUUUACAUCUUUCUGUGCUUCUCGCCUCAUGACCAUGGGAGGACACACUGACAAACCGGGUCCGGUGAAUUCGGUCGGAGGAGCCGUUCAGUGACAGCUGCUGUUCUCUGACUGACAGACAGACCGGUGAAACGUGACGGACAGGUAAACCAAAUCAAUGGCCGGGGGGAAACCGACAACACAAGAUAUGCAGUAAGGGUUGAAUGGUGUGGUUAUUUCGGACUUUACUGUUGUGGCUGAAGUAUGGGGUCGUUUUAGCCGGUAACGACCGGACCGGAGGUUUGUGUCUGGUUUUGUCUGCGCUCCGUCCCCUGCGGUGGACACAACUGAAAAGACCGGGGACACGGACGGAGACAGGGCUGUUUUUGUGUCGGCUGUUUCGGCGGAGACAUGGCAGCGGCCAUAGCCAGCGGUUUGAUCCGGCAGAAGCGACAGGCGCGAGAGCAACACGCCCACCGACCGACUGCUCACCGGCGGCGGAAGAGCCCCGGUAAGAAGCAGGGGCUGUGCAACGGGAACCUGGUCGACAUCUUCUCCAAAGUCCGGAUAUUUGGAUUGAAGAAGAGGAGGCUACGGAGACAAGAACACAGCUGAAGGGCAUAGUGACCAGGUUGUUCUGCAGGCAGGGCUUCUAUCUCCAGAUGGGCCAGGAUGGAAGUCUGGACGGGACCAAAGACGACAGCACCAAUUCCUCUCUGUUUAACUUAAUUCCUGUGGGUCUGAGAGUUGUGGCCAUCCAAUCAGUCAAGACUGGCCUCUACAUCGCCAUGAACGGAGAGGGUCACCUCUACUCCUCGGAACUGUUUACAGCAGAGUGUAAGUUUAAGGAGUCGGUGUUUGAGAACUACUAUGUGAUCUACAGCUCUAUGCUCUACAGACAGAAGGAGUCGGGCCGGGCCUGGUUUCUGGGCCUCAAUAAAGAAGGACAGGCCAUGAAGGGCAACAGGGUCAAAAAGACCAAACCAGCUGCACAUUUUCUGCCUAAACCUAUAGAAGUUGCGAUGUACCGAGAGCCUUCGUUGCAUGACGUAGGGGAGGCGGUGCCUAAACUGGCCGUGGGGCCGCCCUCCAAAAGCACAACCAGCGAACCAGUGGUCAUGAACGGCGGAAAGCCAGUCAACAAACCCGACAAGGAGGAGACAUAACCCCGUCCCCCCACUUCACCCCACCCCACCCCCACCCCCGGUACAAACAGAAGCCGGGAAAUAAAAGCCAGAGCCUCGCCCCACUGCUGCACCCUCAGAAAACUAAACUGUCUUAAAAAGUACUAAACUCAAACAGCGCAAGUUGUGACCGGUCAGCAGUGGGGCCACAAGUCCUGCCUCACCUUUCUCCCUAUUGGUUGGAACUGGUGUUGUGGGCGGAGCAUGAGAGGCUGGGAAAAAGAAGGUGAUGAAAUAACACAGGAAGAAAGCAGUAAAGGCGGGCCGGAUGUUUUGUAACCAGCCCCGUUAUGGGAGACAAAAGACUUCUUAAAACAUAUAGAGAAGAGAAAAUACUAUAAAAGGACAGAAAGUCAUCUUCACCGGUAUUUUUCUGUGACAAUCUGUAAGAAUGAGGCCCCUUUUUUCCUCUCCUGAUAGUACUGUUUUCUGUUGCCAGCUGUGCUUCUUGCUUGUCGGUGGCUAUAGACACACACACGCACACACACACACACACACACAUACACACACACACACACAUAACCGCCACCUGAAAUCGACCAGUUGGAUUCGAUCUUUAAGUAAAUAAAGGACAGAUUAAAAACAUCAGCGAAAAGAACACUUUAAACUGCAAAUACUGAUGAUUCAGAGGAUGCUUAGUCAUCGAUCAAUUACAAAAUUUGGAGUAGGAUGCGCUGUACUAAACUUCCAGUAUUCUUUACAGGCCCAUCCUUUAACACGUCCCUUAUUUUAACUACUAUAUAUCUGUUUCCAGUUCUGCACAUUUGUUUGAACACCAUGUAGCUUACAGCAUGUUUGUCUUUUCCGUACUCCCUGAUUAUCUAUUUGUUAGGUGGUUUGCUAUUCUGCACACACAAAGCACUAGUGAUUAUCGAGCUGCAUUGUCAUACAGAGACAGAUUCUCACUUCUAUCUCUGUCUGACAAGCUUUUUCUGACCCUUUACUUAUGCUAUUAUUUCCACACGGCUCACAAAAGUGCAGCUCAGGAGAGGAACUCAAGUGUCAGAUGAAGAGUUUCGGCAUCAAAUUGCUCAAGUCGGCAUGUAGCUGAACGCUACAACUAGAGCGAUUUACAUAAAUUCCCUGUUUGUAGCAACUUGGAGUGUAGAUGGAGGGGGGGGCAUGCUAGUGUGUAAGUAGCAUUAGCAGUAGCAGUCAGUGUUUACAUGGAGUAGCAGAGCAGACAUUGUAGGCAGAGGGAGGUCAUGCAGAGUUCUCAACCAUCAUGGGAACCUGCAGGUUGUGUGUAUUUCUGUUGCCUUCCCCGAUACUUGAAUUUAAAGGUAGGAAUAAGGGUAAGA
Sphaeramia orbicularis (orbiculate cardinalfish) is the source of this 2476-nucleotide messenger RNA. Its product is annotated as fibroblast growth factor 14-like. The transcript is spliced from 5 exons. NCBI's taxonomy places the organism in Eukaryota, Metazoa, Chordata, Actinopteri, Kurtiformes, Apogonidae. The record is from RefSeq and is a predicted model, not a curated record. Gene Ontology annotation, molecular function: growth factor activity. The coding region runs from base 654 to 1157 and encodes 167 amino acids.